CAGGUCACAUGAUACGGAUCACGUGCCGGUUCCUGGAGCUUUGCUUUUCUAGCCCGGGGGACCGGCCAGUGAGGUUCUUUUGGAAUCCGGAGCAAGGCGACAUGCAGACUCCGAAGCCAGAAGAGGCAAAAGAGAAGGAGGAGGAGGACCGUACUCCGCUUUUACUGUCCGACUCUCAACCCAGCUCCAAAGAGGUGCCCUUAUGGUGUUCUGCUCGCCUCAGUUUAGCAAUAUGGGCCUUCUUUGGAUUCUUCCUGUUGUAUGCACUUCGUGUGAAUUUAAGCGUUGCCUUAGUGGACAUGAUAGAACUAAAUACAAGCUUGAACCAGAAUAUCACCUCAAAUGUAUGCCCGGAGCAUUCUUCCACUCCAGUAGCUCCUCGUAACACUACGGGAAAAAGCUAUCCUUGGGAUGCUGAUAUGCAAGGCUGGAUCCUUGGGUCCUUUUUCUAUGGCUACAUCAUUACUCAGGUUCCUGGGGGAUAUCUGGCACGCCGAUUUGGGGCAAAGCUGCUGCUGGGAUUUGGCAUCUUGGGUACUGCUGUUUUCACCUUGUUCACACCAUUAGCAGCAGAUCUAGGAGCUGGGUUCCUCAUAGCAGUCAGAGUUUUAGAAGGUUUGGGUGAGGGUGUAACGUUCCCAGCCAUGCAUGCUAUGUGGUCUAAUUGGGCUCCUCCAUUAGAACGUAGUAAACUUCUUAGUAUUUCAUAUGCAGGUGCACAGCUAGGAACGGUUGUCUCACUUCCCUUGUCUGGUGUAAUAUGCUUUUAUGUAGAUUGGAGUUAUGUAUUCUACAUAUUUGGUACCUUAGGUGUUUUGUGGUUCCUCUUCUGGAUAUGUAUGGUUAGCAAUACACCUGAAACUCACAAGACAAUUUCCCUGGCUGAAAAAGAAUAUAUUUUGUCUUCUCUUUCACAACAGCUUUCUACCCAAAAAUCUGUGCCUUGGAAAGCCAUGUUGAAAUCUGUUCCGCUGUGGGCCAUUGUUGUUGCACACUUUUCUUAUAAUUGGACAUUCUACACUCUCCUUACCCUGCUGCCUACAUACAUGAAGGAGAUAUUGAGAUUUGAUGUCCAGGAGAAUGGAUUUUUAUCUGCACUUCCUUAUUUCGGCUGCUGGGUUUGUAUAAUUGUGUGUGGUCAGUUUGCAGACUAUUUACGGGAAAAGAAAAAUAUGUCAACAGUCUGUGUUCGCAAAACAUUUACAGCAAUAGGAAUGAUUGGACCUGCAGUAUUCCUCAUGGCGGCUGGAUUUAUAGGUUGCAAUUAUGAAGUGGCAGUUGUAUUUUUAACUAUAUCAACAACACUUGGAGGGUUCUCCACAUCAGGUUACAGUAUCAACCACUUGGAUAUUGCACCAUCCUAUGCUGGCAUCCUCCUUGGAAUCACAAAUACAUUUGGUACUAUUCCAGGAAUGGUGGGACCACUUGUUGCUAAAGCUCUGACUCACAGUAACACUAUAGAAGAAUGGCGGAACGUGUUUUAUAUUGCUUCUGCCCUUAACUUAUUUGGAGCUAUUUUCUUUGCAUUGUUCAGCAGUGGAGAAGUGCAAAACUGGGCACUAAAUGGUUACCAUAUACAUAGGAACUGAAGGAAUUCUGGAGAAAAUGACAAAGCAUUACAAUUACAUCACUCGGAAUGCCUUUUAUGGUUCCUUUCCUGGAAUUGUAAAAACAUUUUACAUUUUUAAUAUGUAAAGACAUUUUACAUUUUGAAUUAAACUGGGAUGUAAUCCAACAGAAUUAUAUUUCAUUUGGUAAAUAUAUAAAGAUGUGCCAUAUUUUAAUCUAUGUUAUCUACUUUUUAAAUAUUUAUUUAUAAAAUCAAUGGAAUAUGAGUGAUUGUUAAAAUGCCAGUAAGUUGUAAUGAAGGGAUAAUAUAUAAAAAGAAAUGCAGAGUGUUUGUAUUGUCUCAAGAAUUGUUACUAUUUUACUUGUAUUUUUCAUGUCAUAUUAAUUUAAACAAAUGGAAAUUAAAUGUUCGUUUAAAAUGUA
Molecule: messenger RNA, 1992 nt
Organism: Notechis scutatus (mainland tiger snake)
Lineage: Eukaryota; Metazoa; Chordata; Lepidosauria; Squamata; Elapidae
Gene: SLC17A5
Product: solute carrier family 17 member 5
Biological process (GO): monoatomic anion transport; transmembrane transport
Cellular component (GO): apical plasma membrane
Molecular function (GO): transmembrane transporter activity
Source: RefSeq, a predicted model, not a curated record